Molecule: messenger RNA, 480 nt
Organism: Camarhynchus parvulus
Lineage: Eukaryota; Metazoa; Chordata; Aves; Passeriformes; Thraupidae
Product: cytochrome b-c1 complex subunit 8
Exons: 2
Coding region: 72-320 (82 amino acids)
Biological process (GO): mitochondrial electron transport, ubiquinol to cytochrome c
Source: RefSeq, a predicted model, not a curated record
GGAAGGCCUCGCCGAGGCAGUUCCGGGGCGGGCGGCGGCCAUUGCGCUGUGACCGAGGGGACACCGCGGCCAUGGGGAAGCACUUCGGGAAUCUGGCGCGGGUGCGCCAUGUCAUCUCCUACAGCCUGUCGCCCUUCGAGCAGCAAGCCUUCCCCAAUGUCCUGUCCCACGGCGUCCCCAACGUGGGCCGCCGCUUCGCCUCCCAGGUGUUGAAGGUGGUGCCCCCCCUGGCCCUCGGUUACCUGAUUUAUUCCUGGGGGACGCAGGAGUUCGAGCGGCUCAAGAGGAAGAACCCGGCUGACUACGAGUGCGACCAGUGACCAGGAGCAGUGCCCAGUGACCAGGAGCAGUGCCCAGUGACCAGGAGCAGUGCCCACGUGGCUCCGGAGCUCCCCGGGACCUGCUGUGCUUGUUCCCACGGCCGGAGGGGAUUAACAGGGAGAUAAGCCUUGGCUAAUAAACUGUAACUUUGCCCCAUGA